Messenger RNA from Quercus lobata, 1486 nucleotides. RefSeq names its product CONSTANS-like 2 (gene COL2). Gene Ontology annotation, biological process: regulation of flower development; regulation of photoperiodism, flowering. The transcript is spliced from 2 exons. The coding region runs from base 120 to 1286 and encodes 388 amino acids. NCBI's taxonomy places the organism in Eukaryota, Viridiplantae, Streptophyta, Magnoliopsida, Fagales, Fagaceae. Gene Ontology annotation, molecular function: zinc ion binding; DNA-binding transcription factor activity; protein binding. The record is from RefSeq and is a predicted model, not a curated record. Gene Ontology annotation, cellular component: nucleus.
CUCACUAUCUUCAUUCAUUAAUUAAUUCAUAGUUCUGAGUUCUCUCACACACACUUCAACUCAAUCUCAGAGAUACUUAAAAAACACAAAAAAAAAAAAAAAAAUAGAGAGAUAGAGAAAUGUUGAAGUUGGAGAAUAAUGAUGGAGGUAGUAGUGGUGGUGACAAUAAUUGGGCACGUAUAUGUGAUACGUGUCGGUCUGCAGCGUGUACGGUGUACUGUAGGGCUGAUUCGGCCUACUUGUGCACCGGAUGUGAUGCUCGCAUCCACGCUGCAAACCGCGUGGCGUCUCGCCACGAGCGCGUGUGGGUUUGCGAGGCAUGUGAGCGUGCCCCGGCGGCUUUUGUAUGUAAAGCUGAUGCGGCGUCUCUUUGCACCGCCUGUGAUGCUGAUAUCCACUCAGCAAACCCGCUUGCACGCCGCCACCAACGCGUGCCAAUUCUGCCUAUUUCCGGGAACUUGCAUGGUCCACAUGCGGUGGGUGCCAUGUCUGGUACUGAAGGGAGGUUUGUAGAGCACGAUGGGGAUGAGAUGAUUGAUGAAGAUGAUGAAGAUGAGGCUGCGUCAUGGUUGUUGAUUAAUCCUGUGAAGGGUAACAAUAACAACAACAACAACAACAACAACAAUAACAAUCAAAACAAUGGGUUUUUGUUUGGCGGGGAGGUUGAUGAGUAUUUGGACCUUGUGGAGUACAAUUCUUGUGCUGAGAAGCACUUCAAUGAUCAGUAUAGCCAGCAGCAGCAGCAGCAGCAACAGCAGCAUUACUGUGUUCCCCAGAAGAGCUAUGGGGGUGACAGUGUUGUGCCAGUUCAGUGUGGAGAAGCAAAGGGUCAGCUUCAUCACCUUCAUCAACAGAAUUUCCAGUUGGGUUUGGAUUAUGAGUCAUCAAAAGCUGCAUACAGCUACAAUGGUUCUAUUAGUCACAGUGUCUCUGUUUCAUCCAUGGAUGUUGGCGUUGUACCCGAAUCAACAAUGAGCGACAUCUCAAUCACACACUCAAGACCUCCCAAAGGGACAAUUGAUCUUUUUUCUGGAUCUACCAUUCAAAUACCAGCCCAGCUUACUCCAUUGGACAGGGAGGCAAGGGUCCUGAGAUACAGAGAGAAAAAGAAGACAAGGAAGUUUGAGAAAACAAUCAGGUAUGCUUCAAGGAAGGCCUAUGCAGAGACCAGACCCCGGAUCAAGGGCCGAUUUGCUAAGAGGACGGAUGUAGAAGUUGAAGUGGAUCAGAUGUUCUCCACGACACUAAUGGCAGAAACUGGAUAUGGCAUUGUUCCAUCAUUCUAAAUCUAGGGGCAGAAGAAGAUAAAGAACACUUCUUCAUAUGAGAGUUGUACAACUUAGUACUCAAGCUCUAGUGCUGAUAUUGUAGCUUCCCAAUCUAAUUGGUCUAAAUUAAUGUGAUGCAUGCUUAUUAACUUUCUAUACUUCUUUGCCUCAUGUAAUUUUAUCUUGUAAAUGCAUGUAAAUUUUCAUUUUAAAACUAA